Anoplophora glabripennis (Asian longhorned beetle) is the source of this 2020-nucleotide messenger RNA. It is a transcript of the gene ZnT49B, whose product is annotated as zinc transporter 9. The transcript is spliced from 11 exons. The record is from RefSeq and is a predicted model, not a curated record. Bases 67 to 1824 code for a protein of 585 amino acids. NCBI's taxonomy places the organism in Eukaryota, Metazoa, Arthropoda, Insecta, Coleoptera, Cerambycidae. Gene Ontology annotation, molecular function: monoatomic cation transmembrane transporter activity. Gene Ontology annotation, cellular component: membrane. Gene Ontology annotation, biological process: transmembrane transport; zinc ion transport.
UUAUAAUUUUAGGUUAUGUUUUUUGUCAUUCCCGUUAUUUUAAAUGCAGUGUUUUAACAAAAAAUAAUGUUAUCCCGUAGAUGCAUAUACUUUUACAAGUAUGUAUGCAAUCAUAUGGUGAGGUGUAAAUAUGAAAAGCAUAAUUUAUCACAAAUAGUUUUAGGAUUGCAGUUUGAGUACAUACUAAAUAAAAGAAAUAUUGCUUGGACUACAUGUUUAUAUCAAAGUAGCGAAAAAAACAAUGAUGAUAAAGAAAAGCCGGUGUUACAAGUCAUUUCACCUAAUCUUAAAAAAGAAGAACAAAAAGAUAUUUUGGAAAAUGUCAAAGAAAAAAGUUUAGAAGUUGAUGAAGGACCUAAACAAAUAUUAUCAGCUGAAUCUAUAAAGAAAUUGAAAGAAAAAAUUAUAGGUAAAUCUGAAAAAGAAGCCGAUCCAAAACCCGCUGGAAAACCUCCAAAAAAAAGAAAAAGAGUAGACUUAUCAGCACAGUCUCUUGAAAGAAAUUUUAUUACACCUGUUAGAGCGAUGUCGGAUUUCCUACUUAAACCAUCUGAUUUAGAAUCUCUUCCUAAGACAAAGCGACGUUCACCAUAUGAGUCUGAACCUCCAAUCACAGUUUACUGGAGAAAAGAUGUAGAAGCCAAAUCUUUAGAAAUAUGGGGAUCGAUGGAAAAUUUACAAAAGGAGAGACUUAAAAGGGAUAUAGAAAGAAAAAAAUAUCAACAAAAUAUUUUCACGGUAAAACGAAGACUGAGGGACUACAGAAGAGAAAUGGGCAAGUCAACGGAUGUAAUUGAGGAAGAUACAGGCUUGCUAGGAAGAUCUGGCAAAGUAGUAAUUACUGCUAUAGCGAUCAAUGGUUCAAAUUUUCUGUUUAAACUUUUUGCGUGGAUACAUACUGGAUCUCAUAGUAUGUUCUCAGAAUGCAUACAUUCUCUAGCAGAUACAAUUAAUCAACUUAUUUUGGCUUAUGGGAUUCACAAAUCUGUGCAGAUUGCUGAUUCGUACCAUCCAUAUGGAUAUUCCAAUAUGAAAUAUGUAGCAUCUUUAAUUUCUGGUGUAGGUAUAUUUUGUGUAGGAACCGGGCUAUCAUUUUAUCACGGAAUAUCAGGAUUAUUUCAUCCCUCACCUCUGGAAGAUUUUUUUUGGGCUUACUUCAUUUUGGGAGGAUCUCUGGUGUCAGAAGGAGCUACUUGGUUAGUUGCCUUUAACUCGAUAAGGAAAGGCGCUAGAGAAGUAAAUAUGUCUGUGAAAGAUUAUAUUUUUAGAGGACAAGAUCCUAGUGUAAAUGUUGUAUUACUAGAAGAUUUUGCCGCAGUCAUAGGUGUUAUCGUUGCAGCUGGUUGUAUGGGAAUAUCCUCGUUAACCAACAGUCCCAUCCCGGAUUCGUUAGGCUCUUUAUUAGUAGGCUGUAUUUUAGGAUCUGUUGCCUCGUUCAUCAUUUACACAAAUGUUGCAGCUCUUGUUGGAAGGUCAAUUCCAGAAGAAAAUUUAGAUAAAAUAAAUGCAGAAUUAGAAAAAGAUGUAAUGAUAAGGGCAAUUCACGACGUGAAAGGUAUUGAUAUGGGCAGUUAUUUAGUUAGGUACAAAGCCGAGCUGGAUUUUGAUGGUCGAGAACUGACCAGAGCUUAUCUUGAUAAACAAGAUCUAAAUGAUAUACUCGAGGAAAUAAAAAAAAUCGACAAUAUCGAUAAAUUGGAGGAAUUUAUGCUACAACAUGGCGAAAACUUAGUGGAUAUGAUGGGCGGAGAAAUUGAUAGGAUAGAAAUGAAACUAAGGAAAAAAUAUCCAGAGAUACGUCAUUGUGAUCUAGAAAUAUUAUAAAUUAACUCUUAAUAUUUAGGCAUUUAAAAAAUAUAUAAUGUACUGUAAAUAUUGUUUUUUAUGUCAGUAUUGGUUUUUUCGGUCUUACUUAGUGUAACAACUUCACUACCCUAUGUGCUAAAACUACUUUGAUUUAUUUAUUUUCACUUAAAUUAAUUUGGAACGUCUAAUAAAAUAUUUAUUCGCUAAGAUCAAA